Molecule: messenger RNA, 9166 nt
Organism: Cinclus cinclus
Lineage: Eukaryota; Metazoa; Chordata; Aves; Passeriformes; Cinclidae
Gene: TLN1
Product: talin 1
Exons: 56
Coding region: 376-8082 (2568 amino acids)
Biological process (GO): platelet aggregation
Cellular component (GO): focal adhesion; ruffle; plasma membrane
Molecular function (GO): structural constituent of cytoskeleton; actin filament binding; integrin binding
Source: RefSeq, a predicted model, not a curated record
CUUUGCUGGUGCUUCCGGAUAGAUGGCAGCGGCACAGCCGGGUGCUUCUGCCACCUCCUUCCCUCUGCCGAUGGGCUCUCUUGCUCCAGAGACGAAGUGCAUUUCAUUCCUCAGCAGCAGAGACAGUGGGGGCCACGGGCCUCCGCAGAAACAUUGCAGAACGGCUCAGGAAUGCAGAGCUGGACUCGCUCCAUGUGCUGGCGGAGGCGGCACGCUCCUUGGUCCCUACUUCCCACCCUGCACCACCAGUGUGGCUCUAUGGCUCUGCAGGAGCUGGGCUCCUGCUCUCUGACUUGCUCCUGGCCAAAAUUGAACACGGAUCCUGCCUCUAGGCUGCUCAGGUGACGCAGGAGUGGGGACAGCCCAGCCGCCACCAUGGUUGCCCUCUCACUGAAGAUCAGCAUCGGCAACGUGGUGAAAACGAUGCAGUUUGAGCCCUCCACCAUGGUGUAUGAUGCCUGCCGGAUGAUCCGUGAGCGGGUGCCCGAAGCACAGAUAGGACAGUCCAAUGAUUUUGGGCUCUUUCUCUCGGAUGAAGACCCAAAGAAAGGGAUCUGGCUGGAGGCUGGGAAGGCUCUGGACUACUACAUGCUUCGCAAUGGGGAUACCAUGGAGUACAAGAAGAAGCAGCGGCCCCUGAAGAUCCGCAUGCUGGAUGGGACAGUGAAAACGGUGAUGGUGGAUGACUCCAAAACUGUCACGGACAUGCUCAUGACAAUAUGUGCCCGGAUUGGCAUCACCAACUAUGAUGAGUACUCACUUGUACGGGAGAUCAUGGAAGAGAAGAAGGAAGAGGUUACUGGCACCCUCAAGAAGGACAAGACCUUGCUGCGAGAUGAGAAGAAGAUGGAGAAGCUCAAGCAGAAGUUGCACACAGAUGAUGAGUUGAACUGGCUGGAUCAUGGCCGGACCCUGCGUGAACAAGGCAUCGAUGACAAUGAAACGCUGCUGCUGCGGCGCAAGUUCUUCUACUCUGAUCAGAACGUGGACUCAAGAGAUCCUGUGCAGCUCAACCUGCUCUAUGUGCAGGCUCGUGAUGACAUCCUGAACGGUUCCCACCCCGUCUCCUUUGACAAAGCCUGUGAGUUUGCUGGCCACCAGUGCCAGAUCCAGUUUGGGCCACAUAACGAGCAGAAGCACAAGCCAGGCUUUCUGGAGCUCAAGGAUUUCCUGCCCAAGGAGUACAUCAAGCAGAAAGGAGAACGCAAGAUCUUCAUGGCCCACAAGAGCUGUGGGAACAUGAGUGAGAUCGAAGCCAAAGUUCGCUAUGUGAAACUUGCUCGUUCCCUCAAGACCUAUGGGGUCUCCUUCUUCUUGGUCAAGGAGAAGAUGAAGGGGAAGAACAAGCUGGUGCCACGGCUGCUGGGGAUCACCAAGGAGUGUGUGAUGCGUGUGGAUGAGAAGACCAAGGAAGUGAUUCAGGAGUGGAGCCUGACCAACAUCAAGCGUUGGGCAGCCUCACCCAAGAGCUUCACCCUGGAUUUUGGAGAUUACCAGGAUGGUUACUACUCGGUGCAGACAACGGAAGGGGAACAGAUCGCCCAGCUGAUUGCUGGCUACAUCGAUAUCAUCCUCAAAAAGAAAAAGAGCAAAGACCACUUUGGACUGGAGGGUGAUGAGGAGUCCACUAUGCUGGAAGACUCUGUGUCUCCAAAGAAGUCGACAGUUGUGCAGCAGCAGUUUAACCGUGUAGGCAAGGCAGAGCUGGGCUCAGUGGCCCUGCCAGCCAUCAUGCGGACAGGGGCUGGAGGGCCAGAAAACUUCCAGGUGGGCACGAUGCCACAGCCUCAGCUGCAAAUAACCAGUGGCCAGAUGCACCGAGGGCACAUGCCUCCCCUGUCUGUGUUGCAGACCUCAGCCCAGCAAGCCUUGACUGGCACUAUAAAUUCCAGCAUGCAGGCUGUGCAUGCAGCCCAGGCCACGCUGGAUGACUUCGAGACCUUGCCACCUCUUGGGCAAGAUGCUGCAUCAAAAGCUUGGCGCAAAAACAAGAUGGAUGAAUCAAAGCAUGAGAUCCACUCCCAAGUGGAUGCCAUAACUGCUGGCACAGCCUCAGUCGUCAACCUCACUGCAGGGGAUCCAGCAGACACAGACUACACUGCUGUGGGCUGCGCUGUCACCACCAUCUCUUCCAACCUGACGGAGAUGUCUAAGGGUGUGAAGCUGCUGGCUGCGCUGAUGGAGGAUGAGGGAGGGAAUGGGCGGCAGCUUCUGCAGGCAGCCAAGAACCUGGCAAGCGCUGUCUCAGACCUGCUGAAAACAGCACAACCUGCCAGCGCUGAGCCUCGCCAGAAUCUCCUGCAGGCUGCUGGCUUGGUGGGGCAAACCAGCGGAGAGCUGCUGCAGCAGAUAGGGGAGAGUGACACUGACCCCCGGUUCCAGGACAUGCUUAUGCAGCUGGCGAAGGCAGUGGCCAAUGCUGCCGCUGCGCUGGUGCUCAAAGCCAAGAAUGUGGCUCAGAAAACAGAGGAUGCUGCGCUGCAGACACAAGUGAUCGCAGCAGCCACCCAGUGUGCCCUCUCCACCUCCCAGCUGGUGGCCUGCACCAAGGUUGUGGCUCCCACAAUCAGCUCCCCAGUUUGCCAGGAGCAGCUGAUCGAGGCUGGCAAGUUGGUGGCCAAAUCGGCUGAGGGCUGUGUGGAGGCCUCUAAGGCAGCCACCAGUGAUGACCAGCUCCUGAAGCAGGUGGGGGUGGCAGCCACAGCUGUCACCCAGGCCCUGAACGACCUGCUGCAGCACAUCAAGCAGCAUGCCUUGGGUGGGCAGCCCAUUGGGCGCUACGAUCAGGCCACUGACACCAUCCUCAACGUCACCGAGAAUAUAUUCAGCUCCAUGGGUGAUGCAGGGGAAAUGGUGCGUCAGGCUCGUAUUCUGGCCCAGGCCACCUCUGACCUUGUCAAUGCCAUCAAAGCUGAUGCUGAGGGAGAAACAGAUCUGGAGAAUUCACGCAAGCUUCUGAGUGCAGCUAAGAUCCUGGCUGAUGCCACUGCCAAGAUGGUGGAGGCUGCAAAGGGAGCUGCAGCCCACCCAGACAGCGAGGAGCAGCAGCAGCGGCUGCGUGAGGCAGCAGAAGGGCUCCGCAUGGCAACCAAUGCUGCAGCCCAGAAUGCCAUCAAGAAGAAACUUGUGCACAAGCUGGAGCACGCAGCCAAGCAGGCUGCUGCUUCGGCCACACAGACCAUCGCCGCCGCGCAGCACGCCUCUUCCUCCAACAAGAACCCCGCCGCACAGCAGCAGCUGGUGCAGAGCUGCAAGGUGGUGGCAGAGCAGAUCCCAAUGCUGGUGCAAGGUGUGCGAGGAAGCCAGUCCCAGCCAGACAGCCCCAGCGCCCAGCUGGCUCUCAUUGCUGCCAGCCAGAACUUCCUGCAGCCUGGUGGUAAGAUGGUAGCUGCAGCCAAGGCCACUGUCCCCACCAUAACAGACCAAGCCUCUGCUAUGCAGCUCAGCCAGUGCGCCAAGAACUUGGCCGCAGCUCUGGCUGAGCUCCGCACAGCUGCUCAGAAGGCUCAGGAGGCAUGUGGACCCUUGGAGAUAGACUCUGCACUGGGUCUGGUGCAGAGCCUGGAGAGGGACUUGCAGGAGGCCAAGGCAGCUGCCCGUGAUGGCAAGCUCAAGCCUCUGCCAGGAGAGACGAUGGAGAAGUGUGCCCAGGACCUGGGGAACAGCACCAAAGCUGUCAGCUCUGCCAUUGCUCACCUCUUGGGAGAGGUGGCCCAGGGCAAUGAGAACUACACAGGAAUUGCUGCCCGAGAAGUGGCCCAGGCCCUGCGCUCGCUCAGCCAGGCUGCCCGUGGUGUGGCAGCCAACACCUCUGACCCUCAGGCACAGAGUGCCAUGCUGGAGUGUGCCAGUGAUGUCAUGGACAAAGCCAACAACCUUAUCGAGGAGGCCCGGAAAGCAGUGGCAAAGCCUGGUGAUCCAGAGAGCCAGCAGCGCCUGGCUCAGGUGGCCAAGGCAGUGUCACAGGCCCUGAACCGGUGUGUUAACUGCCUGCCAGGGCAGCGGGAUGUGGAUGCUGCCAUCCGCAUGGUGGGAGAGGCCAGCAAGAGGCUGCUCUCAGAUUCGUUCCCUCCCAGCACUAAGAGCUUCCAGGAGGCGCAGAGCCAGCUGAACCAGGCAGCAGCAGGGCUCAAUCAGUCUGCCAAUGAGCUGGUGCAGGCAUCGCGUGGCACCCCUCAAGACCUGGCCAAAUCCUCUGGCAAAUUUGGACAGGACUUCAAUGAAUUCCUGCAGGCAGGAGUGGAGAUGGCCAGCCAGUCCCCGAAUAAGGAGGACCAGGCACAGGUGGUGUCGAACUUGAAGAGCAUUUCCAUGUCCUCCAGCAAGCUGCUGCUGGCUGCAAAGGCUCUCUCUGCUGAUCCUGCUGCCCCCAACCUCAAGAAUCAGCUGGCAGCAGCAGCACGGGCUGUAACUGACAGCAUUAACCAGCUGAUCACCAUGUGCACCCAGCAGGCCCCAGGUCAGAAGGAAUGUGACAAUGCCCUGCGGGAGCUGGAGACAGUGAAGGAACUGUUGGAGAACCCCACCCAGACUGUUAAUGACAUGUCCUACUUCAACUGCCUUGAUAGUGUCAUGGAGAACUCCAAGGUGCUGGGAGAGUCCAUGGCUGGCAUCUCUCAGAAUGCUAAGAACAGCAAACUGCCUGAGUUUGGUGACUCCAUCAGUGCUGCUUCCAAAGCUCUCUGUGGGCUGACAGAGGCAGCUGCCCAGGCUGCCUACCUUGUGGGGGUCUCAGACCCCAACAGCCAGGCUGGACAGCAGGGCUUGGUGGACCCCACUCAGUUUGCUAGAGCUAACCAAGCCAUCCAGAUGGCCUGCCAGAACCUGGUGGACCCUGCCUGUACUCAGUCCCAGGUACUGUCAGCAGCCACCAUCGUAGCAAAGCACACCUCAGCCCUGUGCAACACAUGCCGACUGGCCUCCUCCCGCACUGCCAAUCCUGUGGCCAAGCGCCAGUUUGUCCAGUCAGCCAAGGAGGUAGCCAACAGCACAGCCAACCUGGUGAAGACCAUCAAGGCCCUGGAUGGCGAGUUCAACGAAGAGAACCGGGAGCGGUGCCGUGCUGCUACUGCUCCUCUCAUAGAGGCUGUGGAUAACCUGACAGCCUUUGCGUCCAACCCAGAAUUUGCCACUGUUCCUGCUCAGAUAAGCCCAGAGGGGCGCAGAGCCAUGGAGCCCAUUGUCAUUUCAGCCAAGACCAUGCUGGAGAGCUCUGCUGGCCUCAUCCAGACUGCCCGCUCUCUGGCUGUCAACCCCAAGGACCCACCGCAGUGGUCAGUGCUCGCUGGCCAUUCACGCACAGUCUCAGACUCCAUCAAGAAGCUGAUCACCAACAUGAGGGACAAAGCUCCAGGACAACGGGAGUGUGAUGAGGCCAUUGAGGUCCUGAACAGAUGCUUGCGGGAGGUGGACCAGGCAUCCCUCGCUGCCAUCAGCCAGCAGCUGGCCCCCCGACAAGAUAUUUCACAGGAGGCAUUGCACAAUCAGAUGAUCACAGCUGUCCAGGAGAUCAGCAACCUGAUUGAGCCUGUUGCUGCUGCGGCACGGGCCGAGGCCUCGCAGCUGGGGCACAAGGUGUCCCAGAUGGCUCAGUAUUUCGAGCCACUCAUCAUGGCAGCUGUUGGUGCUGCCUCCAAAACACCCAACCAUCAGCAGCAGAUGAACCUCCUAGACCAGACCAAAACAUUGGCUGAAUCUGCCUUACAAAUGCUGUACACAGCCAAGGAGGCUGGUGGAAACCCCAAGCAAGCUGCUCACACUCAGGAGGCUCUUGAAGAGGCUGUGCAGAUGAUGAAGGAAGCAGUGGAGGACCUGACCACGACCCUGAAUGAGGCAGCCAGUGCUGCAGGUGUUGUGGGGGGCAUGGUGGACUCCAUCACCCAAGCCAUCAACCAGCUGGAUGAAGGGCCCAUGGGUGAGCCAGAAGGUACCUUUGUGGAUUACCAGACCACGAUGGUGAAGACAGCCAAGGCUAUUGCAGUGACUGUGCAGGAAAUGGUCACCAAAUCCACCACCAACCCAGAUGAACUCGGCAUACUGGCCAACCAACUCACCCAUGACUAUGGGCAGCUGGCACAAGAGGCCAAGCCGGCUGCCCUCACUGCCGAGAAUGAGGAGAUCGGCUCCCACAUCAAGCGCCGGGUGCAGGAGCUGGGUCAUGGCUGUGCUGCCCUGGUCACCAAGGCUGGAGCCCUGCAGUGCAGCCCCAGCGAUGCCUACACCAAGAAGGAGCUGAUAGAGAGUGCACGCAAGGUUUCUGAGAAGGUGUCUCAUGUGCUGGCAGCUCUUCAGGCUGGGAACCGUGGGACACAAGCCUGCAUCACAGCAGCCAGUGCUGUCUCUGGUAUCAUCGCUGACCUUGACACCACCAUCAUGUUUGCUACAGCAGGAACCCUCAACCGGGAGAACUCUGAGACCUUUGCUGACCACAGGGAGGGCAUCUUGAAGACAGCCAAGGCACUGGUGGAGGACACCAAGGUGUUGGUGCAGAAUGCCACAGCCAGCCAGGAGAAGCUAGCCCAAGCUGCCCAGUCCUCCGUGUCCACUAUCACCCGCCUGGCAGAGGUGGUGAAGCUGGGUGCUGCCAGCCUGGGAUCUGAAGACCCAGAAACCCAGGUGGUCCUGAUCAAUGCCGUGAAGGAUGUGGCCAAGGCACUUGGUGACCUCAUCGGUGCCACCAAAGCAGCUGCUGGCAAAGCUGGAGAUGACCCUGCUGUCUACCAGCUGAAGAACUCUGCCAAGGUGAUGGUGACAAAUGUCACUUCCUUGCUGAAGACAGUGAAGGCUGUUGAAGACGAGGCCACGAAGGGGACACGGGCACUGGAGGCCACGAUUGAGCACAUUCGCCAGGAGCUGGCGGUGAGUACGGCCGCAGUGCCGCACUGCUUGCCUGCUGCCCCGUGCUCAUUGCUGCCUCUCCCCUCGCAGGUCUUCUCCUCCCCGGUGCCUCCCGCCAAGGUUUCCACCCCGGAGGACUUCAUCCGCAUGACAAAAGGCAUCACGAUGGCCACAGCCAAAGCGGUGGCAGCUGGCAACUCUUGCCGGCAGGAGGAUGUCAUUGCCACGGCCAAUCUGAGCCGCCGGGCCAUUGCAGACAUGCUGCGCUCCUGCAAGGAAGCAGCCUACCACCCAGAGGUGAGCGGGGAUGUGCGGCAGCGGGCGCUGCGCUUCGGCAAAGAGUGUGCUGAUGGCUACCUGGAGCUGCUGGAGCACGUGCUGGUGAUCCUGCAGAAACCAACCCAUGAGCUGAAGCAGCAGCUGGCAGGCUACUCCAAGCGCGUGGCCAGCUCUGUCACCGAGCUUAUCCAGGCAGCUGAGGCCAUGAAAGGGACAGAGUGGGUUGACCCAGAAGACCCUACUGUCAUCGCUGAGAAUGAGCUGCUGGGGGCAGCAGCUGCCAUUGAGGCUGCAGCCAAGAAGCUGGAGCAGCUGAAACCAAGAGCCAAGCCCAAGCAAGCAGAUGAGAGCCUGAACUUUGAGGAGCAGAUCCUGGAAGCUGCCAAAUCCAUUGCUGCAGCCACGAGUGCCCUGGUGAAGGCAGCCUCGGCAGCCCAGCGGGAAUUAGUGGCCCAAGGAAAAGUGGGUGCCAUCCCAGCCAAUGCAGUGGAUGAUGGACAGUGGUCCCAGGGUCUCAUUUCAGCCGCACGCAUGGUGGCUGCUGCCACCAACAACCUGUGCGAAGCUGCCAAUGCCGCGGUGCAGGGCCAUGCCAGUGAGGAGAAGCUCAUCUCCUCUGCCAAGCAAGUAGCUGCUUCCACAGCCCAGCUCCUGGUGGCCUGCAAGGUGAAGGCUGACCAUGACUCAGAGGCCAUGAAGCGGCUCCAGGCUGCUGGAAAUGCUGUGAAGAGGGCAUCAGACAAUCUAGUGAAGGCAGCGCAGAAGGCAGCUGCCUUCCAGGACCAUGAUGAAACGGUGGUGGUGAAAGAGAAGAUGGUCGGAGGAAUUGCACAGAUUAUCGCCGCCCAGGAGGAGAUGCUGCGCAAGGAGCGGGAGCUGGAGGAGGCGCGGAAGAAGCUGGCGAUGAUCCGGCAGCAGCAGUACAAGUUCCUGCCGUCGGAGCUGCGGGACGAGGAGCAGAACUGAGCCUCACGCCCUCUGCUCACUGCACAGACUGCUGCCUGCUCACCUGCCCACUGCCUGCUCCUAUUUAAGAUGACCCUCCACAAGCGAGGGGCUGUCUGGGCUAGACCAGAGCUCUGCCCGCACCCAGAGCAACGGGACUGACUCAGCUGCCCGCUCCAAGCCGGUGCCGCACAAGCAACUCCGCUUUGCUGCCCAGCCCACCUUCCCAUGCACACCCAAGGCACAAUCAGAGCGCUCGGAGGGACUCGGUUGGGGUGGGAGCCGGGACUGCACCGGCUCAGGGCUCACCCGCCAGCCCCGGGGUGCGGGCCCACAGAGCUCUCCACUGCAAGGGGAUAUUUACUUGUGCCUUCUUCCUUCACUCUUGUGCCCCUUUUUUCUCUCUCCUCCAUGCGGGAUGGGGACAGGCGGGUGGCUUGCCCUUUCCUAUGCGAUGGUGUGUAGGGAGCAGCCACCUCUCGCUGAGUUCUCGCAUGGAGCUGCCUUUCACCUCCAAUGCCUUAUUGCUGGCUGAAUCUUCCUCUACAGCUACCCUGUAAGGCCCUGAGUCCACCCCAUGAGUAUUUUCUUCAGCCCAAACCCCUCUGGGAAAGCCACAGUGCCUCCACUCAGGAUGGGGGAUGAUAUGAUGAGUUCACCCCCAGAGCUGUUUUUUGCCUUCCUGCAGGGCUUCCCCCCGACUGCGGCCCCAGCCAGCUCUGCCUUCCUCCUUUCUUCCAAAGUGCCUGCAUUGUUUUCCAAGAUCUGCAGUAUUUUUGUAACUUUUCCAUUUCUCUAGUAUUGAGCCUGCCGCUUUCAAAGUUCAUUUAUUUCCCUGCCAGCUUAUGCUCUUCCCACUAACACCCAGCUUUCGCCAGGGUCCCGUAGCCCAGCAUCCCACCCCUCCUUGGCUCCAGGACCCCUGUCCCUUCCCCUUUGCACUUGCUGAGGCUUCUCUCACCAUUUUGAUACUUUAAGCAUCCCAUAUUAAAGAUUGAAGGAAACCAGCUCCCCUCCAAGCCUCUGGAGUGGGGUGGGGGAUGCCAGUGUCUCCUCAGAAGGACGCAUUCAUGAAUAAAAUCUGGUUUUCUUGCUUUCUUGCCAA